This is a messenger RNA of Episyrphus balteatus (marmalade hoverfly), 902 nucleotides long. RefSeq lists its product as uncharacterized. The transcript is spliced from 2 exons. The record is from RefSeq and is a predicted model, not a curated record. Lineage: Eukaryota; Metazoa; Arthropoda; Insecta; Diptera; Syrphidae. Bases 113 to 871 code for a protein of 252 amino acids.
UGUAAACUCUCCAAAAAACACUCAAAAGAAAAAUAUGACGUUUUUCCCAUAAAAAGGAAAAUUCAUCAAAAACCAAAAAGAAAAAAAUAUAAAAGGAAAAAAAUAGUCAAACAUGUCUGAGGAAUCCGAUUCUGAAUCACAGACAGAAACUAUUAAGUCCAAUGAACUGAAAAAACAAAAUGAUAUUUUAAAUCGUCGUGAGGCUCGUCGCCGAAAGAUUUUGGAAAAUGCAAAAACUAGACUUGGCAAAUUGAGUGGCGAAGAUGCAGCUGCUGGAGGUGGUGGAGUAUCUAUAGCCAAUAACAGAUGCAACAAUCAUUCCACAGAAACAUAUUCAGAUCCUGAAAUUGAUUAUCCUGAAUUUGUUAACAACUACAAUCCCACGUACACAACACAACAAACCAAUAACAUAAUACCAAACCAUGUGGACUGGAGCAACUCACCUCUGCUCAACAACCUAACCAAUAACAACAACAAUAACAACUUUAACCCUACCAAGCAACCACCAACCAAAUUUGAGAAAAUCUUAUCCACCCGAGUGCAUAUUGUUGCAGCAAGUCCAUUGACCUACUUGAUGUUGGUUCUCGGUCUCAGUGUACUCAUUCCACAUGUCCUUUUUCUUUUCAUGACACUAGAAUGUUUGGAACUGGUUAUAUUCCGCUUAGACAGACCUCUAAGUCCAAUUGAGAAUGUUAUUCUAAUGCUUUGUGGAAUCAAUAUGGCCAAAGCUAAGGUUUUGAUUAAAGUUGUGGGAUUGUUGAAUAAGCUGGUGUGUGAUUUGGGACUGUUUUUGUUUGUCUUUAUCAUGACUCAUGGACUUUAUAGCUGGCUAGUGGAGGAGACAGUCGAUGAAAUGUUUAAUUCUUUUUGAUAUAAAAAAUACAAAUUAUUAUUGAAUUGAA